This is a messenger RNA of Rana temporaria (common frog), 1515 nucleotides long. RefSeq names its product ribosome production factor 1 homolog (gene RPF1). Gene Ontology annotation, biological process: maturation of LSU-rRNA; maturation of 5.8S rRNA. NCBI's taxonomy places the organism in Eukaryota, Metazoa, Chordata, Amphibia, Anura, Ranidae. The transcript is spliced from 9 exons. Bases 66 to 1109 code for a protein of 347 amino acids. The record is from RefSeq and is a predicted model, not a curated record. Gene Ontology annotation, cellular component: nucleolus; preribosome, large subunit precursor. Gene Ontology annotation, molecular function: rRNA primary transcript binding.
CACUUCCUCCUCCUUGGGCUACGUCACUUCUGGUGGUGGGUGUGGCUUACCCUCUGCUCUCACACAUGGCCGGUGUGGAGGCUUAUCAGGCCGGGGAGAAGAAGAAGAAGCGGAAUAUGAAGAUAAAGGCGCCGGAGCGGGAGGAGGGCGGAGGAGAGAGCAGCGCUAAGCCCGGGGAGCCGGAGGAGAGCUCGGCCGCCUUCCCGGCCUCCUUCAGCCUCUCCGAGAUCAAGAACAAGCAGCGCCGACACUUCAUGUUCAUGAAGAUGAAGCAGGAGAAGAGGAAGGAAAAGAUUGCUAUGAAGAAGAAACGUAAGAAGGAGAGAGAGGCACUUGGUGACAAGGCACCACCAAAGGCUGUCCCCAAAACAAUUGAAAACCAGCGUGUUUAUGAUGAGACAACAGUGGAGGCUGAAGAUGAAGAGGUGGCAUUUGAUGAAGCUACAGAUGAAUUUGCACCUUAUUUUAACCGACAGACAGCACCAAAGAUACUGAUUACAACAUCUGAUCGCCCUCGUGGGCGGACUGUAAAGUUUACAGAACAACUGUCAUCUAUCAUUCCAAACUCGCAUGUUUAUUACAGAAGGGGUCUGGCACUGAAAAAGAUUAUCCCACAGUGUAUUGCCAGGGAUUUCACAGAUCUGAUUGUCCUCAAUGAAGAUCGGAAAAUUGCAAAUGGGCUUGUCCUGAGUCAUUUACCAGAUGGUCCAACAGCCCACUUCAAAAUGUCAAAUGUUCGCCUGCGCAAGGAGCUCAAGAGAAAAGGAAAAGACCCCACAGAGCACAAACCAGAGGUCAUCCUCAACAACUUCACCACACGUCUUGGACACUCCUUAGGCCGCAUGUUUGCCUCCCUCUUCCCGCAUGACCCCCACUUUGUUGGACGACAGGUGGCCACUUUCCAUAACCAGCGGGACUACGUCUUUUUUAGAUACCACAGGUACCUGUUCAAGAGUGAAAAGAAAGUUGGUAUCCAAGAGCUCGGGCCCAGAUUUACAUUAAAACUAAGAUCCCUUCAGAAAGGAACCUUCGACUCGAAGUAUGGAGAGUACGAGUGGGUCCACAAGCGACAUGAAAUGGACACAAAUCGAAGAAAAUUCCAUCUAUAAUCACUGCCGAGUGGGACAAUGACUUUACCUGUGCUAGAAAUGCAACUGCUCAUUGGAUUUAAAAGAAAUAAACAAUGUAGUUACAUGUAAUGAAUUUUAAACUGUCCCUGACCUGGAUUUACUAGGAUAUUUCAGAACUGUCCGUACAAAGUAUUCUCCCAGUCUGGUACCAUCCGCAAAGUUCCAUUUUUAGAAAUACUGCCAAAAAAGUAGGAAGUGAAUUGUUGUAGGAGUGGUCUGGAAUGUUGGUGCUAUCUCUCUCUCUCUCGUCUGGAUGAUGAAUGAAAAGAAAUCCUCCCAUUUCCUCACAGGAAGAUAAUCCUGUAAAUGAUCCACUUAUACCAGCCAUGCAUGUACAAUUUAAGUUUUGAUUAAAUAUGUAUUUUAGAAAUCUGUUUUGACCAGA